Tuber melanosporum (Perigord truffle) is the source of this 1759-nucleotide messenger RNA. RefSeq lists its product as uncharacterized. Gene Ontology annotation, biological process: ubiquitin-dependent protein catabolic process. Bases 1 to 1698 code for a protein of 565 amino acids. The transcript is spliced from 2 exons. The record is from RefSeq and is a predicted model, not a curated record. Gene Ontology annotation, molecular function: ubiquitin protein ligase binding. Lineage: Eukaryota; Fungi; Ascomycota; Pezizomycetes; Pezizales; Tuberaceae. Gene Ontology annotation, cellular component: anaphase-promoting complex.
AUGCAGGUUAUCAAUACUCUCUUGACCACCUACAUAAACGCUCACUUUGCUGGAGUUUGGGAAACUCCUUCCAAAGUUGGCGACGACUUGAAUCACUGGGUAGAGCAUGUUCUCGGGCAAUUAGUUCUGGACGUUUUAUUUUCCUCCAAACCACCCAAUUCCUCUGAAGGUGUGGGAGAGGAUGAUAUCAAACGAAGGAAGGAAGACUUGGAAAGUUGGAAACGUAUUGCUGUUGGCAGGCUCGGUAGACUAAGAGUUGGUGAACUAUUCGACGUCGUUGUAGAGUGGCCAGAGAGUCUUGGAGGUGUCGAGGAUUUAAAAUCCUAUAUUAUAUCACCGCAAACCCGCCUACACCUAACGACAACUUUCACCUCUGCCUUGUCUACUCGUCUCCUGCAUCCGGCAGCCGCAACCUCCGAUAUACUCCGGGCUUAUAUCUCUUUGAUCCGUGCUUUCACCGUUCUGGAUCCUCGUGGUGUCUUGCUCGAUAGGGUUUCGCGAGGUAUCCGGCGAUAUCUCCGAGAACGCGAUGACACUGUCCGUGUAAUAGUGAGAGGGAUAAUGUCCGAGUCACUACCUGACGGAUUAGAAGAUGCCGAAGAUCUCUCAGAACUUGCUCAUGAACUUGGAAAAGGCAUUCCGGCCACUCAGCAAGGUGGAGGGCUUGAAGAACUAGAUUAUGAUGACUUGUCUUGGGUACCCGACCCAGUUGACGCAGGCCCUGAGUUCCGAAGAAGCAAAGGUCUCGAUGUGGUUGGAAGCUUGAUCUCACUAUGGGAGAGCAGGGAAGUCUGGACGAAAGAAGUAGCGGCAGUAUUAUCUAGUAGACUUCUUGGUAGUGAUGAAUGGCUCUUCGAAAGGGAAAUCCGCACUAUCGAGCUCCUCAAACUUCGAUUGGGAGAAACAACAAUGCAAGGCUGCGAAGUCAUGCUUAAGGACAUUGCGGAUUCUAAGCGAUCGGAUGCACACAUUCGAGCCGAGGAACAUCUUGAGAUAGAGGGCUUCCCGGAAAUUCACACCAAAAUCCUUAGCAGGCUGUUCUGGCCAACAAUGAAAGAGGGUGGGUUUCAAGUUCCUCUAGAAAUCAAAGAGCUGCAGGAACGCUAUGAGCGAGGGUUUGAGAACCUCAAGAAAAAGCGGAAGCUCACUUGGCUACAAACAAUGGGAACGGUGGAGGUAGAACUUGAGCUCGAAGAUAGAGUGGUUCAGUUCCCUGAUGCCACAACAUGGCAAGCAGCGGUCAUACACCAAUUUGACGAGGAGGGACUAUCUGAUCAAUGGACCAUCCCACAGUUGGCCGACAACCUGGAAAUGGAGGAAUCCCUGGUUAAGAAGGCAGUGCAAUUCUGGCAAAGCAGGGAUAUCCUUAGAGAAGGUAGCAACGGCGUCUACGCCGUAAUAGAAAACCUCGAAGAACUCGAAGCCAACACCCCUCUCCAUACUGGUGUUACUGCAGCGGAGGAAGAAGAGGAAGUCACCGACGAAAAGAAACGAGAAAGGAUGAUUGUUGAGCAAUUUGUGGUUGGAAUGUUGACUAAUGGUGGAGCAAUGCCUCUCGAGAGGAUUUCGGUGAUGCUCGGGCUCGUCCCUGGAGGGUUUUCCUGGGGACAAGAGGAGUUGAGGGAAUUCUUGUCCCGAAUGAAAUCGGAAGGAAAAGUGGAGUAUGAAGGAGGCAGUUGGAGGAUUCCGAAGACUUGAUUCCUUUCGGCGUUUUGUAACAUACAUUAUUGAGGUUGCAGGAUUUUAAAUACCAUAGAUU